GUCACUGCGUUCGGCUGUGCCCUGAGCGCCGUGACGUCAUUGCCGAGAUGUCGACCGCCAUGAACUUCGGCGGCAAAACCUUCAGCCCGCGGCCGCCGGACCGGGGCUCGUUCCCGCUCGAUCACCUGGGUGAAUGUAAAGAAUUUAAGGAGAAAUUCAUGAAUUGCCUUAAGGAGAGUAAGUUUGACAGCUCUGUGUGCAGAGAACAAUCAAUGGAAUAUUUGAAGUGCAGAAUGGACAGGCAGCUGAUGGCCAAAGAGCCUCUGGAGAAACUGGGAUUCAAAGAUCUCCUGGAUGUUAAAUCAGCAGAAACACGUCAACCAGACAGGAGUGUGGAUGGUUAAAUCUAUAAAUUAAACUAAAGUUGGAGUCCUAUUCAUACCAAAUCUGUAUAUAUUGUAAGAUACGUUUUUGUGCAAUAAAUGUGUGAUUAAUGCUUAAAA
Molecule: messenger RNA, 443 nt
Organism: Pristis pectinata (smalltooth sawfish)
Lineage: Eukaryota; Metazoa; Chordata; Chondrichthyes; Rhinopristiformes; Pristidae
Gene: cox19
Product: cytochrome c oxidase assembly protein COX19
Exons: 3
Coding region: 48-344 (98 amino acids)
Biological process (GO): mitochondrial respiratory chain complex IV assembly
Cellular component (GO): mitochondrial intermembrane space
Source: RefSeq, a predicted model, not a curated record